Molecule: messenger RNA, 618 nt
Organism: Lathyrus oleraceus (garden pea)
Lineage: Eukaryota; Viridiplantae; Streptophyta; Magnoliopsida; Fabales; Fabaceae
Exons: 1
Coding region: 1-618 (205 amino acids)
Source: RefSeq, a predicted model, not a curated record
AUGACGCAUAUUGCUGAUUUCUUUGGUGUCCCACAACCUCCUCGACACCCUCAGAAGGGAUGGACAAGAGAAAAUCAAGGAUUAGCCAUCGAGGAUGACCUUACCAUUAACCAGGUACCACGAAAUGCACCACAAGCAAACAUGGUAAAUCAGGGGAUAAGAGUGGAACCACUUAGGGUCGAAGCCCCUAUGGCUGAACAACAAAAUGCUGACGAACUCGUACAGCAAAUUCGACGCGAUAAUAUGGCAGUAGAUAAUAAUUUAGCAGCCAUGGUCAAAAGAAUCAUGGUGCGAAAUGGGGUAGAUGUUGGCCUCCACAGGCCAAAUUAUACGUCACCUUUGUCUGAGUACGUUCUGCGAUCAAAACUACCCGUUAGGUGGAAAGUCCCUAAAUUCACCAAGUUUUCUAGGGAUACUAGUAAGUCCACUGUAGAACACAUGGCCAGAUACCUCAUAGAGGUAGAGGAGAUUGCAAACAAUGAGAGUCUUAGGAUAAAAUAUUUCCCUAGUUCCCUUAUGAAGAACGCCUUUAUGUGGUUCACCACAUUACUAGCGAAUUCCAUUGAUACUUGGACUUGUUUGGAAAGACUGUUCCAUGAGCAAUUUUACAUGGGAUAG